AUGUACUAUUACAUGGGUAAGAACGCGCUGGCUCGAUUUUUUCCUGACAUCUUUGGGAAUUCCGUACCCAAAGGUGCAGUAGCACUCGCUGCCACAAUACUGGCUCCGGCACUUGAUGAAUACAGGAAAGGCGUGUGGCGCGUGGGAAAAUUGCAUGUCGAUACAUACCGUCCCAUUCAUGAAGGUAUCCUAAACUUGAUGGACCAGAUUGAAAAAGACCGCUGCCACAAAUCCAAGUGCCUUAAACACAAUUCCAUAUGGUACACAGUCUUUAUGAUGAAUGAUACAUGUUUACCAUGCUUGUGUUGCUACUGUCUGUUCCAGCUCUGUUCCCACCCUUCCUUUGGUUCCUUCCCUACUGCACCACUUCCCGCUAUUUUCCCAGCAUCAGUCUCUGUUAUUCUCCCCCAGCAGACUCCUUUAUGUCUUCCCACUCAAGCUCAACAGGCGACAGCUCUUGAAGGGCCACCCAACACUGUGAAUCUUCUCAAACAACCACAUAGGCCAUCCAAAUGUCAAAAGACAAAGGAUGCUGUGACUGAGGGAGAUGGCAGACUGCCACCCAUUGAAAACAGCCCACUUCACCAAGUCCACCACAUGUCACUUUUGGGAUGUGGUUGGAGACUCAGAGGUGCCAGUGUAAGGAUCUUCGUGGGGGCUCAUGAAAUUUAA
This is a messenger RNA of Suillus bovinus, 672 nucleotides long. RefSeq lists its product as uncharacterized. Bases 1 to 672 code for a protein of 223 amino acids. NCBI's taxonomy places the organism in Eukaryota, Fungi, Basidiomycota, Agaricomycetes, Boletales, Suillaceae. The record is from RefSeq and is a predicted model, not a curated record. The transcript has 6 exons.